GUGCCCGAAGAUCAGAGGGUGUGACAUGCGCACUGCACGGAGCGCUCACAAGCUGCGGACACAAUGCAGGAAAAUAAAGCCCACAUCUUGCUUCUUGACAUUUUGCCGUCUCUUAAUAAGGUGUUAUAAAUUUUUUCCUUUAGGAAAAACUCAUUUUUUCUAUUCGGUAAAGACAGAUUUGCCCCGUGUACUCUCGUAAAUUGGUGGGUGUACUGUGCCCGGAGCUCAGUGGAGACCUGUUGAUCGUCCAGAGGCGCUGCAAUGGAGUUGUCAAACAGACAAGUAUGACAUUUAACUGAGAGAAGAAGGAAGAGGAAAUUUUCACUCAAACUGGCAACAAUGGAAAUCAUAGAUACCCAGUGUGCCUUGGCAGCAGUGGAGAGACUGCAAGCCAAAUUGAAGGAAAGAGGAGAGGCUCCCACUCAGGAGAAACUCUCCCUACUAAAGACUGUCCUGCAGAGCCCCCUGUUUCUUCAUAUACUGAGCUUACAGCAAGCUCAACAGAAGCCUGCAGCGAAGGGGAAGGGCAUUUCCAAGUCUGUGUCCAUGAACUGUGGCCCGUGCCAGGGUGCAGAACUGGGCCUGAAGACGCUGAGCCACAGUGACUCAUACACAUGGGCCGUGGAGAACAGAAGGCCCAGCAUUGGCAGGGAUGGCAGUAUCUCGUCUCACAGCUCACAGGAUCUGUCCUUCUCAGACAACUAUCCAGACAACUAUGUUCAAACUGAAUUUCAGUACUGCACUCCACCUCGAAUUACCCGUACCAUGUCGAUGGGGAGAAACCUUUCUGCUAUUGCACAUGAGAGGCGUCAUGUGGAGAUGAUAGAGCUGACCAACGAUGGGAAAGGACUUGGUUUUGGCAUCAUAGGAGGACGGAGCACAGGAGUCAUGGUCAAGACCAUCCUCCCUGGAGGAGCUGCUGGAAGGGAUAAGCGUCUGCGCAGUGGAGAUCAGAUCCUGCGUAUCGGCGACACGGAUUUAGCGGGCUUGAGCAGUGAGCAGGUGGCACAGGUGCUGCGAAAUGCUGGUAUCAGGGUGAAACUGCUCAUCGCCAGGGAUAUUCCCAAAGACAACCACUGUUCCUCCCCUAUCCUCAACCAGGAAAACCUGGAUGGCAAGGUCAGUGAUUUGAAUGAUGAUUAUGAGUUCAGAGUGCAGUUCACUAAAAACAGUCGGGGCUUGGGAUUCACCAUCUCUAGCUAUGUAGGUGACCUAAACUCAGUAUACAGUGCUGGUGUGAUGGUAAAGAGCAUAGUAAAAGGCAGCACUGUUGAUCAAGAUGGACGCAUACGCAUUGGAGACAUUAUCUUGUCUGUUGAUGGGGUGAGCUUACAGGGCUGCAGUGAACAGCGAGCUAUGGAAGUGCUGAGGAGAACAGGUCCAUUGGUCAGACUUAAGUUGCUGAGGAAGGCCGUCCAUUUCAGUCACAUCCUACCUCCGGUUCCUCCUCUGCAGCACCUCCGACAUUCUCACAGCUUCCAUGAAGGCAGUCUCUAUAAAUGGGGCCUCAACAAAAUUCAAGAGACAGGCAUUUGCUCUCUGCGUGAAAUCUCCAGGAGAGCAGCAUAUGCCAGCAGACGACCCCAACAUGAUUCCAAAAACGAUGUGAAACUGACUCCAGCUGAGGAGGAAACCCUGAGAAAGAGGUGGCAGCAAGCAGUAGGACCCCGAUAUGAAGUGAUUGUGUGCCAGCUGGAGCGAUUCAGUGAGACAAGUGGUCUGGGCAUCAGUCUGGAGGCUCGGGCGGGACAUCACUAUCUGUGUUCCAUCUUACCUGAGGGGCCCGUUGGCCAGAGUGGAAAGAUCUUCACUGGAGACCAGAUGUUAGAGGUGAAUGGAAUUCCUCUUAUCGGAGAGACACACAAGGAGGUGGUCAAUAUUCUGAAGGAGCUUCCAGUGCAUGUAUGCCUUGUGUGCGCUCGCAUUAUACCUCCUUCAGUUCCUGACAGUGAUGAGGAAGAUGAUGAUGAUGCCUGUCUCACCCUGAAAGAGCUGCUGGCUGGGUUCAACGAUAAGUUGGACCAGGGCUGUGUCAUUCCCUGUCCUACAGCUGAGGACAUCACCAAGCGUGGCGUGCCCCCCAUGUCACCUCCUUUGGCCAUGUGGGAGAGAGAGGCUCAGGUGGUCGAGCUGGAGAAAGGCGAGUCGGGACUGGGCUUCAGUAUCUUGGACUACCAGGAUCCAGAAGAUGCCUCCAAAACAGUUCUGGUAAUCCGAUCCUUGGUACCUGGCGGUGUAGCAGAUCAAGAUGGUCGCCUGCUUCCUGGGGACCGGCUCAUGUUUGUCAAUGAAACUGACCUUGAAGGCUCCAGCCUGGAUUAUGCUGUGCAUGUCCUAAAGUCCACAGGUUAUGGCCCUGUCCGCAUCGGCGUUGCCAAACCCCUGCCGCUGGAACUGUGUGGUGGCUUAACACCGAUCUCAGAGAGGAGCACACAGGCUUCCUGCGACGACAAUGACAGCCACACUCAGGUCAGUCUGGUAGCCGAGGCUAACAUCAACACCACCACUUGCAACUCAGAGGACAAUAGCACCAGCCAGCCGUGUUACACGGAAAACCAGCUGCAUCAUCGCUUCAGCACCAUGGAUGAUGACAAUAUGCAGCAACCGCCACCUCUGCCCCCCCGCACCAGCUUUGAGAGGACAAUCACUGUUGUGCGGGGCAACCGUAGCCUUGGGAUGACAGUAAGUGCUAUCAAGGAUGGUUCAGGCAUGCUGGUGCGCGGUGUGGUCCAGGGGGGGGCUGUUAGCCAGGAUGGCAGGCUCGGGGUGGGGGACGCCAUCUUGGCCAUCAAUGGAGAAUCGACUUCCUACCUGACCAGCGCCAAGGCCAGGGCCAUGCUACGAAGGCACUCUGUCAUAGGCCCAGAAAUGAGUAUAACCUAUGUCCCAGCCCACCAGGUGGAUGAACACCGUACUCGGCUGUGUUUGCCCCCUCUAGCAUCAGUUGCUACAGACAGCCCCUCUUCUUCACCCACUCUAGUGACUGCAUCAGACCCGGCCAGGUCCUCGAGUCACCCGGCUUUGUCAACGCUCAAGCCGUCUUCCUCAGUCACAUUUAACGCUGCAACUCCGGAUCCAGCCUCAGUCAGAGUUUCGGCAUCUUUCAAAGCUCCUUUUAAAGGCCCGGUCACAGUUCCGACCAUCACCCCAGCCUCAGACUCAAGCUGGCAGAUUCCAAAAUCUCUACCUCAGAAGAAUAAAGAUGGAGACAUUACAGAAGAGGAAAAGGACAUUAUUAAUAAAGGUGGGACAGCAUCAAAGCCAGAAGUGGAAAUAAAAGUGGAUGGUUCAGAAGACGGAAAAGAAGAGCUUCAUUCUGCUGCAGUGUCUUGGGAUCAUCCUAAAAGAGUGCGACUCACGCGAGCACCGGGUCAGUCCCUGGGUAUCAGCAUAAUGGGAGGUAGAGGCAUGGGCCGAAGACUGAGCAGUGGCGAGAUGAUGAGGGGAGUCUUCAUCAAGAACAUCAGCCCAGACAGCCCAGCAGCACAUAAUGGCACCCUACGGGCUGGAGACAGGAUACUGGAGGUGUGUGAUGUGGACCUAAGAGAUGCCAGCCAUGAGCAAGCAGUGGAGGCCAUCCGCAGAGCUGGAGACACUGUGACCUUCUUGGUCCAGUCUGGACAAGACAGACCUCAGUCUCCUACUCCCAUCAACCAUGAAAGACUAACUCCAACACUGCUGUCCAACUCACACAGCAUCAGGGAAGCAGAGAGCCUUGGUGGUCUGUUCCUUAGUGUUUCUCCUGCAAACCCCUUCGUUCCCACCCCAUUUAAGGUACCUUCACCCACAUCCGAUAGAAUGGAUCAGAGAAGCCCUACGAAUUUCACAACACCAGUCACAGGAACAGCUGAAGAUGCAGACAGCUCUGGCAGAAAAAAGAUGCUUCAGCGUUAUGGCAGUCUGUCUGGAAAGCUCCAAAUGAUUGAGCUAGAGAAGGAUCCUGCAGCUCACGGCCUGGGAAUCGGCCUCGUAGGCAACAAGGACGGCUCAAGGGCCCGUAUGGGUGUCUAUGUGGCAGAUAUAGACCCUCUAGGCCCCGCCGGUUUAGAUGGGAGGAUACAAAUUGGGGAUGAGCUUCUGGAGAUUAACGGUCAGAUCUUGUACGGCCGGAGUCACCAAAAUGCCUCCGCCAUCAUCAGUAAUGCUCCGUCUAAAGUCAAGAUCAUUCUCAUCAGAAAUAAAGCAGCUCCAGGUGAAAUGGUCCAGGGAUUCAGGAAAGAGUGUGAGGACGCAGUCGACUCCCAGGCAGGCACUGGAGUGUGUGGACAAAUCUUCAGUGACACUGAGCACAUUAUUCUACCUCAGGAUUACGUAGGUCUUGGACUCUGCUUGGAAGAGGACAACUCCAGCAGAGGACUGGUGGUCACAUCCCUGAUCCAGCAUGGCACUGCCAGUAAGAAUGGCAGGAUAAAGGUUGGAGACAGAAUCGUAGCAGUGGGUGAUGAACCUGUGGCUGGACUGUCAGUAAAGAAGGUGUCCAGUUUGAUUCUCAAACACCGAGUCACUGUCAAGCUCUCCAUCAGGCAUUCCAAGAGUCUCUCCUCCUCUUCUUCACUCCCUCUCCCCGCAUCACUUUCCAGUCCCCGCUUUCUCACUCCAGCUUCCUCUCUGAGCCUUCCUGUCGCCUCCUCCUCCUCCUCUUCAUCUCUCAAUACCAUGCAGACCACUCCAAUGGAACGGUCUGAUUGGCCAGGAUCAGCGCCCACAACUUCCGACCCCCUCGGCUGCCCAAUUGUUGCAGGAAAGGAAACUACUGUAGAGAUUUAUAAGGGAAAUGUAGGCCUGGGUCUCAGCAUCGUAGGUGGAUGUGACACUCUGCUGGGGGCAGUAAUAAUCCAUGAAGUUAAUGAUGGAGGAGCAGCACAGAGAGAUGGGAGACUGCAGGCUGGAGAUCAGAUAUUAGAGGUAAAUGGCAUAGACCUGCGACAGGCCACUCAUGAUGAAGCUAUUGCUGUGCUGCGGCUCACCACCCAGCAUGUCCGCCUGUGUGUCUUCAGGCACCAGGAAUCCUACAGGGAGGAGGACCUGUGGGAUGUCUUCAGUCUGGAGCUGAGGCCUCGUUCUGGAGAAGGACUGGGCUUCACUACUGUGGGGAAGAGUAAUGACACUGGCAUCUUUGUGUCAGAUAUCAUCAGAGGAGGCGUAGCAGAUUCAGAUGGCAGGUUGUUGCUAGGUGACCAGAUUCUGUCAAUCAAUGGGGAGGAUGUGCGUGCAGCAUCACAGGAGCAUGCACAGAAACUCCUGCAGAGUUGCAGUGGAGCAGUCCACCUGGAGGUGGCUCGUUUUAAAGCUGGGGUGCAGUACUCACUGCGGAGUCAGAGCGAAGACUCUGACUGCUCCACGCUUACACCCUCAAGUGGAUGUGAUGCUUCUUUUGGCCAUCAGAGGGAGACAGAUAACAAAAUAGGAAGCAACACAUUUCAAAACUCUGACAUCAGAAAAGUGAUAAUCCAAAAGGGUCCAUACGACUCCUUGGGCAUCAGUGUAGCUGGAGGAGUGGGCAGUCCCCAUGGCAACAUUCCUCUUUUUAUUGCUACCAUGGAUACCAAUGGACUGGCUGCCAAAACACAGAAAUUACAGAUGGGAGACAGGAUCCUCAGCAUCAAUGAUGUUUCCACCGAGGGAAUGACUCAUGUCCAUGCUGAAGCCCUGCUCAAGAACACAAGCGGAACCAUCAUUUUGCAGGUGGCAGCAGCUUCUCAGGAAUGCAGCACACAGGGUCACAGCGAUGUGCAUGCAUGGUCAUUAGGCCAGCCUAGCAGCCUGCCCUGCUUUCACAACAGUCUCUGUGCUCGCAUGUAUAAGACUAUCACUCUGGAGAGAGGCACCUCGGGUCUUGGUUUCAGCAUUGUAGGAGGGUUUGGCAGCCCUCAUGGAGAUCUGCCUAUCUACAUCAAAACUGUCUUUGACAAGGGAGCAGCCAUUGAGGAUGGCAGGCUGAAACGAGGAGAUCAGAUAAUUGCUGUUAAUGGACACUGCCUGGAGGGUGUGACACACGCUGAAGCUGUUGAAAUUCUGAAAAAGACCAAAGGAACUGUUGUCCUCACUGUACUCUCAUGAGACACAGACCACUGGAUCUCAAUUGCAUGACAUCUUACUAAAAGAGUCCCGGAGGGGUGUAGUUGUUUCUUGUAGAGCUGCUUCACACAGACCCCAGGAGGCAAAUAUGGACAGUUGAAACAAUACAUAUAAUUAUAAGAAGAGCAGUUAUUGUAAGUCUAAAUUUAUCUGUAUUUAAUUUGUGGAAGCUACCUCCAACUGCAAACACAGCUAUAUUUACAAUCAGUAUUUCCAGUAAAUGUGUUACUUCAACUAAAUAAAAACAUUAUUUUUAGCAAAAUGACCACAGAAGAGAUGCUCAUAAAACCCAAAGUACCAGAAACAGGUAAUCAAUAAGUCAAUGCCACAGUCUGACUGUGGAAACAAACUGUUUUUGUUGGUCUAGUUAAUUAUUUAAAAAUAUAGUAGAGCAUGCCUUUAAAGCCAGUUAGGCAGCUGGGUAUAGGAUCGCCAUGGUGGUGGUGGUGAUGAUGAUGAUGAUGAUGGCUGAGUCCAGUCUGAGUCCAGUCUGAGUCCCUCCAGAAUGACCACUAAGCUCAGUCAUUUGUGAGGGACUCGGAGCUGCUACUCCUCCACAUUGAAAUGAGUCAGUUGAGGUUCUCAGGCUAAGAUGCUUCUAGGAUGCCUUCUAGAUGAGGGGUUUUAGGGCUGCCCCCUAGCACGAGACCCCAGGGUGGGCACACUAGAGAGAUUAUAUGUCUCAGCCGGCUUAGGACAGCCUGUAUCCCCACAGAAGAGCUGGAGGAGGUAGCUGGGGAACCCCCGUGACCCUGACCAUGAAAAUGAGUGGAUGGAUAGUUUAGCAUUGUUGUGCAUUAUUUUUCAUGAAUACAUUACUCAGACCUUCUGAAUGUGUUGAUCAUCCAAAUAUAUGAAAUUGAAACCUCAAAAAACAUUGUAACAUGUAUUGACAGCAGCCUGCCGCUGUUAAAAAAAAACAAACAAACUCAAAACAUGCCAAUUUCUUCUGCCAAUCUUUUGUAUGGCACUUAGGGUUUAGGAUGUCUGCUUUGAAAGACUGUUGUACUUUUCAUUGUUGUGUUUGAAUCAAAAUGUGUCAUGAUUUCAGGAAUAAAAAUGUCUUAAGUGACAUGUUGAUAAUUAGCAAUGUUAACCACCUUAUGUUAAACAGGAUAGAAAAUAGAAAAAAAAGAAAGCAUUUUGCUGCAUCUGUUAGAAGCAGCUGCUGAGUAUCGGCUGUUAUUUGCCAGUGUAAUAUUAAUCAGUGUUUUCAUAGUCUUUAACUUUAGCAGCUGCUUUUUUUUAGGACUUAAUUUGUUGCUGUUAAUAGUUCAGUGUGAAAUUAGAAACGGUUUCAUCUGAAUUUAUUUACAUGACUUCACAUGACUGAGAUACUUAUGUUUUCAUCACUGUAAUUUAUUUCAUUAAAGUGAGUAGUCCUCGUAGCCACGUCUUACACACACACACACACACACACUGGCAUUGUAUAUCAUUGUGUAACCAAAUCUAC
Molecule: messenger RNA, 7531 nt
Organism: Archocentrus centrarchus (flier cichlid)
Lineage: Eukaryota; Metazoa; Chordata; Actinopteri; Cichliformes; Cichlidae
Product: multiple PDZ domain protein
Exons: 44
Coding region: 340-6060 (1906 amino acids)
Molecular function (GO): protein binding
Source: RefSeq, a predicted model, not a curated record